GAGACAGAGACUGCACUGUUUCCUUUCUCUUCUGUUUUCCUGUUGUUGGCAUCUUGAUCUGAUGUCGUCUCUCCACCUGCCUGUCAGUCUGUAUGUCUGUAUUUCUUCUUCCUUUACUUGCUGUUCAUUGUGACUGUGAUGGAUUUCAGGACUGUUGUGACCAUCUUAACUCUUUUACUCAUGACUGCUGAAUCAGAACAAACAACACUUGGGCCAAACAUCACAGAGACUACCUUCCCUACACAGACUCACAGCACCGGCAGGGACUGGGUCACCCCCAAUACUACUGCCACUGCUGGCAUCACCUCCAAUCCCAGCAGCUCUGCACCUGCCAUGGGCCUCCUCAUAAUCAGAUGGACGAGUGAAUGUGAAGGAGACGUUAACCUGAUCCUCUAUCAUCGCCCUGAUUCCUCCUCUCCUGUCUGUUAUGGCAGUGAAACCAACAUCAUGAUUAUUUUAAGAAAUGUGUGUGAAAAUCAUGAAGGUUGUACAGAAACAUCGAGCUGGGACAGAGGCAGAGAACAGCUGGAUGGCUAUGACAUCACAGAGAGGGGAGCAAAGGAGAGGAGAUGUGAGAUACUGAGGGUCCGAUGCACAGUUGCGGGAGAUGUACAGGGGCAGCUUCAUGCCUACAAAGUGGUGACAGCUUUGGUCUGCUGCGUGCUGCUGGUCCUGUUACUGAUCCGCUUCACCAGACCCACCGUCAAAGCCCUGCAGAAGAGACUAUCAGAAAGGAGGCAGAAUCGCUGGAUUGGACCUACACAGAGUCACAGUGUGUCUUACCAUCGCGGAAAAACUGCAGUUAAAAUCAAUGACGAAGAGAAGAGACUUUCCUACCCUGCUCUGGAGCGACUGGCAGUCAGUGAAAGCAGAGAGCCUUCAUCUAACAGGAACAGUGAUUACAACUUCUGACAUGCCUCUUCUUCUUGCAUAGUCAUCAUCAUCAUCAUCAUCAUCAUCAUCAUCAUCAUCAUCAUCAUCAUCAUCAUUUUAUAUGUGGGCUAAACAUAUGUUCAUAUUUGACUAUUUCCAAAGUGUAUCUUUGACAAUAUAUCACCCAUGUUAGGUUGAGGAAUUACUUAUAAAGACAUAAUUCAAGAUCAGGUGAAAUUGAUAAUUCACUUUUGAUAUACAUGCAUUUGCUGCAUCACAUACAAAAACUUCUGCUUUAAAAAAUAGUCAGUUUUUCCAACCAUCAAUGUGUGGUAUUGCAUCUAAACUCAAUUUAGCAGCCUUUUUUAUAAAUGAAAAUAGAAAUGUGUUUUUUUACUUUUAGCUAGGCUACCAGUUUUGUCUUAGUGCUAAGCUAGACAAAACACAUUUCAAUAAAACAGAGUAACUCACCACGUUUCCAAAAUGUUGAUUGGAUUGUAUUGAUCGGAAAAACAUUCAUGAAAAAACUCUGAGAAUAUUGAUUCAAUAACAUAUAAUUCACUGACAUUGUGACAUACGUUUUGUGUCUUUUGUUGACUGUUUGUGAUUUUUGAUUAAUAUUGUGAAGUUUUUGUUUUCAGUAAAAUUAUAUAAAUUGUG
Molecule: messenger RNA, 1533 nt
Organism: Cottoperca gobio
Lineage: Eukaryota; Metazoa; Chordata; Actinopteri; Perciformes; Bovichtidae
Gene: cd5
Product: CD5 molecule
Exons: 6
Coding region: 139-912 (257 amino acids)
Source: RefSeq, a predicted model, not a curated record